CAGUUGCAUGAUUUCGUUUCUGCCUCAACACAUGGCGAUACAAAUUACCCCACACUACUUCCCCAGCGGAAGAUUCGGACCCAUGAUUCUGGACUCCCAACUAGAUCAUCUUCACCCACCUCUUCUGGGAAGCAAAAGCGAAGAGGAAUAUAUUGGAUACAAGAGUAACAAUAGUAAACCGAAAAGCCACAAAAGCACAAGAAGUACAGUUUCAGAUAGAAACAACCAGAAGUUGGUGGUCAGAAAAAUGGUCAAUUUGCUGGAAAUCGAAGACGAUUUACUUGAACAGCUGAAACACGAAGUACUCACGCUUCGCAAGUUAUGCCAUCCGAACAUUCUUCCAAUUUACUCGGCCGAAAUCGAGGGAAGUAAUCUGUUCAUAGCGAUGCCUUUCGCUGAACGAGGGUGUUGUCGGUUCAUUUUGGAAAAGCACUUCGAAUACGGCUUCAAAGAAAAAUUAGUACGGCAUAUUUUAACCUCGGUUCUCUCAGCUGUGUUUUACCUUCAUGUCAAUUCAAUCAUCCACACCAGAAUUUGUUCACGAAAUGUGCUGCUUUCCUUACAAGGUCAUGUUUACUUGACUGGGUUCGAAUAUGCUCAAAGUGUAGCCCAGACAGCGGGCAUGUUGUUUGACCUGCCUAAAGAUAUCAUAGAUUACUUGCCCUGGACUGCACCGGAAGUUUUGGCCCAAGAUACCCGCGGGUUCAGUUUUCCAGCUGACAUCUACAGUGUUGGUGCUCUGGGUGUGGAACUGAACAACGGAGUCCCGCCCUUCACAGAUCCAACGAAUCCUCUGGCGCCGUCGUUGAUUAUGUUGGAGAAGUUGAAAGGCUUCACGCCUCGAUUGUUGGACAGCUCCACGAUAAAUGAAGAUACUCUGACUGUCUUAGAAGAAGGUCAAAUGACGGACGAGUCAGCCCAGAUGGACAUGUUAGUGUUCAAACAGAGGACUCUCUCUCAGGACUACCACCAGUUGGUGAACACCUGUUGCAGGACCAGCCCCUGGACACGCCCCACGGCCGAACAACUGCUCAAGUCCUGUCCAUUCACCAACCCCAUCGAACAGAAGCGCAUGUCCGGCUCAGGUGAACUGGAGAGCGAACUACCCAUCAUAGACUUGCCAGUGGACGAGAAAACAACCGAAGAAGGGGAGGGGGAGGUGAGUGGGGGGAACAACAAGUCCACCACCUCCGUAAUCACCACUGGGGGAGGCACACAGCUCGGAACAUUCGAGACGAUCGAGGAAGAGAACGAGAGCCAGCUCAGUUCCCACCUACCACCCGAGGAUGGAUUGUCCUCUCUGAAUGCGUUGAGUGCUGCCACUCCUCAGGGAUUGUGGGGAUCCUUUUGGAACUUCUAAGAGCAGAAGCAUCCGAUUGGCCUCGUUAUUUCAAUCUCUCGAAACGUGAAAAAGAUAGAACUGUACAAAAAAAGGACAAAUUAAUGAUUGCAAUUGCAGAAAACAACAUGAAGGAGAUCAUUUUAUACACAGGAGAGUUCAGAUAGGUUAAUACACGUAGUAUCAUAGAGUGCGAUGAGAAAUUAACUUAUCCACAGCUCGAAAGGGUGCAUUUUGUUUGAGCAGUUAUUAUAUUCACUGUGGUUAUUUAUGUAAAUUUUGAUUUGAGCUCACUUUUAUUGGUGAAAUCUUGAUAUUUGAUAAAGGAAAUGCAAUUUAUCGUUACUUAGAA
Symsagittifera roscoffensis is the source of this 1691-nucleotide messenger RNA. Its product is annotated as STE20-related kinase adapter protein alpha-like. The coding region runs from base 8 to 1360 and encodes 450 amino acids. Gene Ontology annotation, molecular function: protein kinase activity; protein serine/threonine kinase activator activity; ATP binding. Gene Ontology annotation, cellular component: serine/threonine protein kinase complex. Gene Ontology annotation, biological process: protein export from nucleus; activation of protein kinase activity; protein phosphorylation. The record is from RefSeq and is a predicted model, not a curated record. Lineage: Eukaryota; Metazoa; Xenacoelomorpha; Acoela; Convolutidae. The transcript has 4 exons.